AAAUGCAGCGGCCUGCUAAGAAGGCUUUUUCUCUAGGAUUAUAGUUGGUUCAAGAAAAGAUGUUUUAAAUUGCCUGAAGACACGUACAGUAUACUAGAGCCCAACCAGUACAUUGGCAUUUGCUGAUGUUGUGCCGAUUUUUUUAUUUUAUUUUUAUUUAUUUUUUUGUUGCUACAAAUACAUUGAAAUUUGUUAAAAAAGUUGGUUAAUGAAUAACAAGAAAUUGCUGUACAGAAAUGCCUCAUAAGUUUGAGGUAAUUUAGAAAACAUGACAUGGUUUGUCCACUAGAGAGAGCACGGACAGGUUUAUUUUUCAACUGGAAUUGAUUAAUUGCCGUGCUGCCGUGUAUUCUAGCAGUCCUUGUUUUUAUCUUUUUAGAUUCUUUUCAGUUUACAAACUUCUUGCAGUGCAGAAUUAGCCUUUUUAUUUUUCUUCAUACUGGUGGGUGCUUUUGAUGAAAAGGCACAUGCUGGCCCAUUCAGGUCAACAAAUGAUGUUCCCCACUGCCAAAAAAAAAACCACGCAGCUUUGGUUAAAGCGGUCAUUGGGCUGCUUCUACAGGUCCAACAUGGUCAGAAUAAUGAUCGCACUGAGGGAAGGAAAGGCUAUUUUAGUGAACUUGUACAACUUAAAAUGCUACUGCACACCUGCGAGGAAAGUACUUGAACCCCAUGUAAGGUCAGUGAAGGCUUUAAAGUUGACGACCAAGGUCAUCUCCGAAAUGACUCUUGUAUUCGUUCCUUCUGAAAGGUAAACUGCAUUUGGUUAGCGUAUACUCAUUGGGAUGUCGGUGCUCUCCCAGGUUGAUAGUGGCGAGUUCAUCCACUGCAAAGAGAUGGUGGACGAGUACCUACACAGCCUGGAGUUUUCCCUGCCGGCAAACGCCGUCUACAUCUUUGACAGCGCCCAGGUCCCGGACGAGGAGCGAGCCUGGAGCCCCACGCAGCGCCUCAGGAGGGGGCCGGCCGUUGGAGAGCAGGGGGACUCUGAUGAGUACUACGACGGUUUCCGGCGUUUGUACGACGAGGAGACGACUCCGGGGGCGCAGGCAAACGAAGUCGAGGGUUUGUUUGAUUCCCAGCAGGGAAACGUCUGGCCCUGCCCGCCACUGCACCCCGCCGUCAACUAGUCGGCCAUUUAUUCACACCGCCCACCUCUUACUAGUGCACAGACAGUCCUCCCAUUUCACAGUGAGAACAUUACAAAGUCUAAUAUACUGUAGUUCAGCACAUUUAAGGACCUCACUUGUUAGUUCAGUGGGGCUCUGAAGUAACUCCAGAUGUUACUCUGCUGCCACAUUUAAAGAAAAAAAUGAUUUAGAAGAUAUUGUUUUAGUGGUUUCAUGUACUUCUCCACACCCAAAUGUGAAUCUCUAGGUGUGUAUGGAUUUUAUUUUUAUUUAUAUAUAUAUAUAUAUAUAUAUAUAUAUAUAUAAAUAUAAAAACCUACUUGUCCUUUUUAAUAUCAACCACAAAUGGUUGGAAGUUAAAGGAUAAGAAUAGGCAGUUGUGUGUGUGUUUUUCUUUGUGUGGUUGAAGCCAAGAAUUAUUUUCUUUUCUGUAAGUUUGAGAGUUGAUCCUGAUUUUGUUAGUUGUGAGUUAUCUUGGUGCUCAGGUUCCCCCAGAGCAACAAUCGCACUUUGAGAUAAAGAAAAGCUUCUUUUUUUUUAUGCAAAAUAUAUUUUUUCACAACCCUUUUUUUUAAUUAUUUUAAUCUUACUUGUACUAAUUUCUGUGCUGUUUUAUUUAGCAGUUAUUUACAAAAGCGACCUUUUUUCCAAAAAAGCUUUAAUUUCCUGACUAAAUGCUGCAAAUACUUUUAUUUCAUUAAUGCUUCAGUCAGUGUUGAUUUUGUUUAUGCAACUAUUGUUACAUAUCAAACAAAACAAGAGCACCUUUGGGAGAUUAGUUCAACACUAGAGCAGAACGGCCAAUAAUGGUUGUUUUGACAUGAGAUUACCUGAUUAAUGACCCAGCAUUAAUGUUCUCAUUUAAAAAUUGUAUGAUUAUAUAUUGUUCUGUAUGGGAGCACCAAUAAUCAUACCCCAAAUAAUGUCACAUUGUGAUUGAAGUAUUGGGAUAACUGUAUCCUGUUUUUUAUUUUGUAAAUACCACCUAGUUCUGUUUCAUCCUCAUACCGAUAUGGUGACAAAAUAUUAUGUUUUCAAUUUAAACUGUAUUUAAUGUUGGCAGAUAGAGAACUUGCAGUGUGUCCAGAGGGACUUUACCUCCACUGCCAAGCUUUCGAAGCCUUUAGACACUGAACGGACUCUAGGCUGCUGAAAAUGCUUACUGUGUCCAGAACGUGAUCUUUAAUGUGAACCGGUUACUGUCUGUUUUCUCAACUGUAAAGUCUGCUUUGAUUCAUCUAGUCAAGCUGGACUCGACACCAGCAGUCACCAAUGUAAAGGUGUUUUUUUUUUUUCCUCUUCAUAUUCGUUCCAUUUACUGAGGCAGCUAUAUCUUAUUAUCUGGUCAACCACAGAAAUAAAGCUAUGACUUCAAAAGUC
Messenger RNA from Perca fluviatilis (European perch), 2510 nucleotides. Its product is annotated as cyclin-I-like. The transcript has a single exon. Bases 786 to 1130 code for a protein of 114 amino acids. The record is from RefSeq and is a predicted model, not a curated record. NCBI's taxonomy places the organism in Eukaryota, Metazoa, Chordata, Actinopteri, Perciformes, Percidae.